AUGGACAGCGAAGAGGCCGGCGAUUACUCUGAUGUGCAUCGUAUUUAUAACAUAGACAAUGACGUCCCUGAAACCUUCCCUCAGAAUGAGGUGACAAUCGAGCUUCCGGGAAGUGACCAAAUUGAGUUACCGCCCGUGGAAAAUGACGACGGCAACUCAGAUGAGACGCAAACGAUACUUGAUAAGGAUGACGGACCACGUGAAGUAUGGAAUAAGAAAGCGGAGUAUUUACUGUCAGUUAUUGGAUAUGCUGUAGAUUUGGCCAAUGUUUGGAGAUUUCCUCAUCUAUGUUAUAAAAAUGGCGGAGGUGCUUUCCUGAUUCCCUACUUCACCAUGUUAUUACUGUGUGCUAUGCCAGUGUUUCUAAUGGAGAUGUGUCUGGGUCAAUAUCACCGUCUAGGGCCGAUAUCUAUCUGGAGAAUGACACCAAUAUUUAAAGGUAUUGGUUUCGCCUCUUGUUUUAUGGCCUAUAUCGUAGCAUUUUAUUAUAAUAUUAUAAUUGGUUGGGCCUUCUUUUACCUCUUCUCUUCCUUUACUACUGAUCUUCCCUGGACAACUUGUGGCCAUUCCUGGAACACUGGUAACUGUUGGCAACCAGAGUGGAACCGAUCAGAACUCAAUUCCUCUUAUUAUAAUAAAACUGUUUCACCAACUAAUGAAUUCUUCGAACGAGGAAUGUUACAUAUAGAUAAAAGUAGCGGUAUAGAAGAUGUUGGAGGACUAAGAUGGCCGCUUGUUUUCUGGACACUUCUCACCUUCAUUAUACUAUAUUUUAGUCUCUGGAAGGGGGUUAAAAGCUCCGGAAAGGUAGUAUGGUUUACGGCUACAGUUCCCUAUAUCAUUCUAGCUAUUUUAUUGGUGCGCGGGUCAACCCUCCCCGGGGCUAAGGAGGGCAUCAAAUAUUUUAUUACACCCAAUAUCUCCAGGCUUAAUAAUCCACAGGUCUGGAUAGACGCUGCUGUGCAGAUAAUGUUUUCUGUAGGAGCAGGGUUUGGUACUCAUAUAGCCUAUUCCAGCUAUAACAGAUUUAAUAAUAAUUGCUUUAGAGAUUGUUUAAUAACGGUGGCUGUAAAUUGUUUUACCAGUGUAUUCUCGGGCUUUGUGAUAUUCUCCUACCUGGGCUAUAUGUCUUUAAAAUCACAUAAAGAAAUAGACCAGGUAGCUACAGAAGGUCCUGGUUUAGUAUUUAUUGUAUAUCCUGAAGCUAUCAGUACUCUUCCAGGCUCUACUAUCUGGGCGUUAAUAUUCUUUUUAAUGUUAAUAACACUAGGAUUAGAUAGUGCGUUCGGUGGUUUAGAAUCCCCUUUAACUGGGCUAAAAGACGAGUGCAAAAAAUUACGAAAAUUCCAUUUUUCCAGAGAAUUUUUAACUUUAUGUGUCGUCGGUUCAGCGUUUAUAUUUUCAUUGCCAUGUUUAACAGAGGGUGGUGUUUAUAUCUUUAAUAUAUUAGAUACAUUCGCAGCUGGUACAUCCAUAUUAUUCACAGUAUUUUCACAGGUUAUAGCUAUAUCGUGGUUCUACGGUAUAGAAGAGUUUUGUAACGAUGUAGAGAAGAUGACUGGAAUAAGGCCAGGUCUUUAUUGGAGAAUCUGUUGGAAGUUUAUCAGUCCUACUUUAUUAUUAAUUUUAGUUAUUACGAGUAUAAUCAACUAUGUUCCAUUGUCAUAUACCACAUCACUCCAGACCUAUAUCUACCCAGGUUAUUCCAAUAUUCUCGGCUGGUGUAUAGCUCUCUCAGUUAUUUUAUUAAUACCGGGAUUCGCUGUUUAUAAACUCAUCAAAACCCCAGGAACAUUCAAACAGAGACUGGCAUUGUGUAUUUCUCCGGAAUGGGAACAUACAGAAAUCAAAGAAGAAAAAGUUGUCAAAAGAUUCAAGGUAGGCAUGAAAAAUCUAACUGCACAAAUUGAAAUUUCAUCUAAAUAA
Molecule: messenger RNA, 1926 nt
Organism: Lottia gigantea (owl limpet)
Lineage: Eukaryota; Metazoa; Mollusca; Gastropoda; Lottiidae
Exons: 13
Coding region: 1-1926 (641 amino acids)
Biological process (GO): dopamine uptake involved in synaptic transmission; sodium ion transmembrane transport
Cellular component (GO): neuronal cell body membrane; neuron projection; presynaptic membrane
Molecular function (GO): dopamine:sodium symporter activity
Source: RefSeq, a predicted model, not a curated record